This is a messenger RNA of Larimichthys crocea (large yellow croaker), 2629 nucleotides long. RefSeq names its product regulator of G protein signaling 14b (gene rgs14b). Lineage: Eukaryota; Metazoa; Chordata; Actinopteri; Sciaenidae. The transcript is spliced from 16 exons. Gene Ontology annotation, molecular function: GTPase activator activity. Gene Ontology annotation, biological process: signal transduction; spindle organization; regulation of G protein-coupled receptor signaling pathway. The coding region runs from base 90 to 1835 and encodes 581 amino acids. Gene Ontology annotation, cellular component: plasma membrane; cytoplasm; nucleus. The record is from RefSeq and is a predicted model, not a curated record.
UAAUAUUUUACAGGGGACUGUUAAUUAAAACGCGCUGCGUCACCUGCGUCCUCAAGCUUGUGCGCAUGUCAGGCCUCAGCAGGUAACAGAUGGUCGCUUUGAGAGGACUUUAUCGCAGGUUCUCUCACCUGGCGAAAGUUGCAGCACAGAAGCAAUUCAGGAAAUAUGACAAGCGGUGCCCCACAAUCAGUGGCGUCAUGGCGGAUAAGAAGAGCCAGGCUGUGUCAGAUGGAGAGUUGAACAUGUCUGCACGGGGCUGUGGAGGCAGCAGCUCCAGUCUUCCAGGGACUCCGGGUGGAGAGGCUGGCCCAGCCAGCAACGUGCUGAGCUGGGCCCUCUCAUUCGAGAAGCUGUUGGAGGACCCCUGUGGAGUGUACUACUUUACGUCCUUUUUGAGGUCAGAGGUGAGUGCGGAGAACAUUUUAUUCUGGCAGGUGUGUGAGAAGUUCAGGAAGAUCCCAGACACAAAAUUGGAUGAGCUGAAAGCAGAAGCUCGCUCCAUCUAUAACACCUACCUGUCAGAGAGCGCUCCCUACUCCAUCAACAUUGAUGACACGGCCAAGACCGAGGAGAAGGACCUGGAACAGCCCACACCUGACAUGUUCAACAAGGCUCAAACACAGAUAUUUAAACUGAUGAAGAUGGACAGCUACAGGCGCUUUGUGCGCUCUCCCCUCUACCACAGCUGCACCAUGGCACCUCAGCCAAUCCGCAUGGGAUCCUGUGAGAACAUGGCCAGCAGAAGCCCCUCGUUAAGUGACAAGAAGAGCAAGAUGUCAGACUUCCACAGCUUGCCAGGUGGCAAGAGCGCCUCAGAGAAACAUCAUCAUAAAAGAGGAUCCUGGGGAGAUGCAUCAAACAUCCACGGUGUAGUCAAGGCGAGCAGCAGUGUGGAGCUCGGCUCCCUCUACAGGCAGAUAGAGAAUGGCAGAUCGAGUCCCCGGUCUCCGGAGCAGGGCGGUCGGUUAGGAGUGGAGGGAGGCUAUUGCUGUGUGUACCUGCCCGACGGCAGUGCCUCCCUGGCACCGACGCGUAAUGGCCAGCCCAUCAAAGAUAUGCUGUCCAGCCUGUGUGAGAAGAGAGGCUUCCCACUGAAAGAUGUCAUCAUCUACCUUCAUGGCAAGGACAAGCAGCCCUUAUCACUGGACCAGGACUGCUCUGUACUGAGGGAUCAACAGGUCUCUCUGGAGCUCAGGGUGACGUUUGCGCUGGAGAUUGCCUUCACUGGUAAGACAGUGGGGAUCAUGGUGAAGUCUAGUAAGACGCUGCAGGACGCCCUCUCUGCUGUGCUACAGAAACACCAUCUCAAGCAGCAAGAGGCCCUGGUCACCAUGGUUGGAAGCAACGAGCCCUUGAACAUGAGCAGCACCGUGUUCAGACUGGCCAAUAAGACGCUACGGCUUGACAAAGCCAAAGGAAGAGACACUUCCAGAGCCAGUAGUACAACUGCAGCCACACAGGGAGGAGCAGGUGGACCGGAGGCCAAAUCCUCACUGCAGGGGGACCGAACCAAGACUCAACCCAAGCCCAGUAAGAACCGCGACAUGGAUGGGCUUCUGGACAUGCUGACGAGGGCUCAGUGCUCCAGGGUCGAUGACCAACGAGGUCUUCUGACCAAAGAGCAGCUGCAGGUGCCUCUGUUCCUCCAGCUUUCCUCAGAUCAGGGACAGGGUACAGAGCCAGAUGUGGCCAGCACAACCAGCUCCUCCAACGCGGACUCCAAAGAGGUCAAAGAAGACAAGGCGUCAUUAACUCCAGGUUCAGCUGGAGCGGCGGAGGAAACCCCAGACUCUGCUCAGUCUGAAACCAAAGACAUGAGGGAAACAGCAGUUUGAAAGACUUUAGUGUGUGGGGGUGGACACAGACAUGAUCCAAAACUACAACAAAACAUCAUGUUACCAAUCAUGUCUUUUUUGUGUGUGGAAAAAAUGGUCAAGCACUUUUUAAAAAAUCGUUUACAAAUAAGCUCUGAGACAGCAGUGCGCUACCAUCUCUGCUACUGAUAAUUAGGCCUCUUGAGGGCAGUAUGUACAGAAGAAAGAUCAUGGCGAGCAUUUAUAGUGUCAUUUCAAAACACUACACGUUUUAAUGAGAAAAAAUGUUUGCUAUGAAUUGUUUAAUGUAACCCCAAAAAUAUUUGAAAACAAGUUUUAGCUCAACAUUUCACCCUGGAGCCAGCAUGUUUGUUCCCUGAUGUUUAUUACUGUUGACUUAGCUUUUUUUAUUCCUCUCAUUGCUUUUCUUUGAACUCUAAGCAAAAACGUGUUUCUUCACAGGACUGUCCAUGAGGGGAGGGUUUGAAGUGUAUUGCACAAUCGUUUUCUUCUUUAUUUGAAUUAAGAUUAUUGAAUAUUUUUUACUAAGAUGAGUUUUAAAUAUUUUAACUUACUAAUUUUCAUUUUGCGUGCUUACUUGCUCAUUUUCAACUGUGUGUUUGCGGUACUUAAAAAUGCAUUUUGUUUGCUGUGAUGGCACUUUGAGAAGCCCCGGUCAGGUCCUGCUACGUCUCAGGGUUCAGAUCAGAUCAUGUAUUAGUAAUGUGAUAUUACAGGGAAUGAAUCAGAUGAUGUGAUCAUCAAAAAUAUCCCACAGGGUGUAUUCAAAGAAUUAAAGUGUCUGUUGAUGUUAA